UGACCGUGAAAAACAGAAGAAGGACAUUAAAAAGACACAAACUGACUAAACUAUUAGUGCCGCUCGGAUUCAAAGACGAAACAGCUGUAGUAACGUUAAGAGGGACACAAAAUCAUGACCACCAGCCCUGUUAUUCAAGCGUUCAUUGAUUUAUCAGCCGGAGCAUGUGGUGGAAUAGCAUGCGUGCUGUGUGGUCAGCCGUUCGACACCGCCAAGGUGAAGAUGCAGACGUUUCCCACAAUGUACCGCAGCUUUGUGCACUGCUUCGUGUCCAUCACGAGGCAAUUUGGGCUGCGUGGCCUCUACCAGGGAACUACCCCAGCCCUGAUGGCCAACAUUGUUGAGAAUGCCGUCCUCUUCAUGAGCUAUGGCUUUUGUCAGGAUGUUGUGCACUUUGUGCUUGGCCUGGACAGAGGAGCAGAACUCAAUGACAUUCAGAAAGCUUGUUCUGGCUCGGUAGCCUCAGUCUUCUCCUCGCUGGCUUUGUGUCCAACUGAACUAGUUAAGUGUCGUCUGCAGACAAUGCACGAAAUGGAGGCAUCAGGCAAGAUUGCCAGUGGAAAAAAGAGUACGGUGUAUUCUGUGGUCAGACACGUCUUAAAGACGAAUGGUCCUUUGGGUUUUUAUCAAGGCCUGCCCACGACAAUAAUGCGUGAGAUACCUGGCUACUUCUGCUUCUUUGGAGGCUAUGAAAUGAGUCGCUCUGCUUUUGCUCACACCUUGGGCAGGGACAAAGAGGACAUAGGUGUUGUUCCUUUGAUGUUGAGUGGUGGGAUUGGAGGAGCCCUUCUCUGGUUAGCAGUCUACCCAAUUGACUGUGUAAAGUCCAGGAUUCAAGUUCUGUCCUUAGCUGGGAGACAAGAGGGCUUUAUGAAGACUUUUACUGGGAUUGUACGAAAUGAAGGAGUGCGUUCUUUGUACUCUGGUCUGACCCCAACUAUGAUUCGGACAUUCCCUGCCAAUGGGGCGCUCUUUCUUGCCUAUGAGCUUAGCCGCAAGAUGAUGAUGAAACAGUUUGAUGCGUGACAUGGGGGUCUGUGAUUCAUUUGAAACGUUUGUUUCCAUUAGCACUCCGCUGAUGAUUUUAAUGGUGGUGAUUCUUCCGUGUUGCUUCAGAGGGUGCUUUAGAAUUAUUGGAAGGUAUGAUACAAUAUAUGGCCAAAAGUAUUGGGACACCUUUCCUAAUUUUUGAAUUCAUGUGUUUUAGCCACAACCCUUUCUAACAGGUGUAAUAAUUCAAUUAUAUAAAUGAAAUUAUAUGCUUCUAACUUUGCAGCAACAGUUUAGGGAAGACCCUUUCCUGACCUCAGCCCCACUCAACAGCUUUGGAUUGAACUGGACCAUCAAUUAAGGCUUAGUGUAUUUUAAAUUGAGGUGUU
Molecule: messenger RNA, 1379 nt
Organism: Trichomycterus rosablanca
Lineage: Eukaryota; Metazoa; Chordata; Actinopteri; Siluriformes; Trichomycteridae
Gene: slc25a15a
Product: solute carrier family 25 member 15a
Exons: 7
Coding region: 115-1026 (303 amino acids)
Biological process (GO): mitochondrial L-ornithine transmembrane transport
Cellular component (GO): mitochondrion
Molecular function (GO): L-ornithine transmembrane transporter activity
Source: RefSeq, a predicted model, not a curated record